Molecule: messenger RNA, 3744 nt
Organism: Fukomys damarensis (Damara mole-rat)
Lineage: Eukaryota; Metazoa; Chordata; Mammalia; Rodentia; Bathyergidae
Gene: Ntrk3
Product: neurotrophic receptor tyrosine kinase 3
Exons: 14
Coding region: 16-1854 (612 amino acids)
Biological process (GO): positive regulation of kinase activity; cell surface receptor protein tyrosine kinase signaling pathway; protein phosphorylation
Cellular component (GO): plasma membrane; axon; signaling receptor complex
Molecular function (GO): ATP binding; neurotrophin binding; transmembrane receptor protein tyrosine kinase activity
Source: RefSeq, a predicted model, not a curated record
AAGCAGCGAUCGGAGAUGGAUGUCUCUCUUUGCCCAGCCAAGUGUAGUUUCUGGCGGAUUUUCUUGCUGGGAAGCGUCUGGCUGGACUAUGUGGGCUCCGUGCUGGCUUGCCCUGCAAAUUGUGUCUGCAGCAAGACUGAGAUCAAUUGCCGGCGGCCGGACGAUGGGAACCUCUUUCCCCUCCUGGAAGGGCAGGAUUCAGGGAACAGCAAUGGGAACGCCAGCGUGAACAUCACGGACAUCUCAAGGAAUAUCACUUCCAUACACAUAGAGAACUGGCGCAGCCUACACACACUCAAUGCCGUGGACAUGGAGCUCUACACUGGACUCCAGAAGCUGACCAUCAAGAACUCAGGACUCCGGAGCAUCCAGCCCAGAGCCUUUGCCAAGAACCCCCAUUUGCGCUACAUAAACCUAUCAAGUAACCGACUCACAACGCUCUCGUGGCAGCUCUUCCAGACGCUGAGUCUUCGGGAAUUGAGACUGGAGCAGAAUUUCUUCAACUGCAGCUGUGACAUCCGCUGGAUGCAGCUGUGGCAGGAGCAGGGGGAGGCCAGGCUGAAUAGCCAGAGCCUCUACUGCAUCAGUGCAGAUGGCUCCCAGCUCCCUCUCUUCCGCAUGAACAUCAGUCAGUGUGACCUUCCUGAGAUCAGUGUGAGCCAUGUCAACCUGACCGUACGAGAAGGCGACAAUGCUGUCAUCACUUGCAAUGGGUCUGGAUCACCCCUGCCUGAUGUGGAUUGGAUAGUCACUGGGCUGCAGUCCAUCAACACCCACCAGACAAAUCUGAAUUGGACCAACGUCCAUGCCAUCAACUUGACACUGGUGAACGUGACGAGUGAGGACAAUGGCUUCACCCUGACGUGUAUUGCAGAGAACGUGGUGGGCAUGAGCAAUGCCAGCGUCGCCCUCACUGUCUACUACCCUCCGCGUGUGGUUAGCCUGGAGGAGCCCGAACUGCGUCUGGAGCACUGCAUUGAGUUCGUGGUGCGGGGCAACCCACCACCCACCGUGCACUGGCUGCAUAAUGGGCAGCCACUGCGGGAGUCCAAGAUCAUCCACGUGGAGUACUACCAGGAGGGUGAGCUGGCCGAGGGCUGCCUGCUCUUCAACAAGCCUACGCACUACAACAACGGCAACUACACACUCAUUGCCAAGAACCCCCUGGGCACAGCCAACCAGACCAUCAGGGGCCACUUCCUGAAGGAGCCUUUCCCGGAGAGCACAGAUAUUGUUGUCUUUGAAUCUGAUGUGAGCCCUACACCUCCUAUCACUGUGACUCACAAACCUGAGGAAGACACUUUUGGGGUAUCCAUAGCAGUUGGACUGGCUGCUUUUGCCUGUGUUCUGUUGGUGGUUCUCUUUAUCAUGAUCAACAAGUAUGGCCGACGGUCCAAAUUUGGAAUGAAGGGUCCUGUGGCUGUGAUCAGCGGUGAAGAGGACUCAGCCAGCCCCCUGCACCACAUCAACCAUGGCAUCACCACGCCCUCCUCUCUUGAUGCCGGGCCUGACACAGUGGUCAUUGGUAUGACACGCAUCCCAGUCAUCGAGAACCCCCAGUACUUCCGUCAGGGACACAACUGUCACAAGCCAGACACGUGGGUCUUUUCAAAUAUAGACAAUCAUGGGAUAUUAAACUUGAAGGACAAUAGAGAUCAUCUAGUCCCAUCAACUCACUAUAUAUAUGAGGAGCCUGAGGUCCAGAGUGGGGAUGUGUCUUACCCAAGGUCACAUGGUUUCAGAGAAAUUAUGUUGAAUCCAAUAAGCCUUCCUGGACAUUCCAAGCCUCUUAACCAUGGCAUCUAUGUUGAGGAUGUCAAUGUUUAUUUCAGCAAAGGACGUCAUGGCUUUUAAAAACUCCUUUUAAGCCUCCUUAUUUUGAUGUCACCUUGGUAGGCUGGGCCCUCUGAGAGGUUGGAAGCUCUAGGCAUUUUCUCUUUGGAUCCGGGGAUGCUAAGUAGAAACUGCAUGAGCCACCGGUGCCGCUGCACUUUCUAACACCACCAAGAUGGGUGUUCCCCACCCACCACUGGCAGGGCUGCCCUUUCCCUCCAAUCAUCACUGUGCUCCUUUUUUGUCCAGCCUACGAGGCAGCUCCUGCCACCAUCUUUAGAGCCAAUAAAGAGAAUUACAAACCUGUGCACCAGGAGCCAUCUUUUAAACACACUAGCCAUUCUCUUGCUUUGCAAAACAACCCAACCACCAGGAGAAAGCCUGAUGAAGUCCAGCCGUGCUCAGAAGUGUGGGGUCUCCCUGGCUCUCCCUAGGAUCCCGUGCUGUCCUCUUAGUGACCUCGUCGCCCUGCAAGCCUCAGUGGGGAAGAGUCAGAGAGCAAGCAGCUAAGCAGAGGUGGAGACGGCGUGGUAAGAGGAGGGGGAGCCAGGCCCAAGCAUUGGCACCAGCGUAGGUCUCAGAGGAAAGAAUGGAAACCGCUUUGUUUUUGUUUUUUUGGUGGAGAAAAUUUACCUUUUUUUGGACACAUUUGCCCUGCCUUCCUCUUCUCUCUGGAGUGGCUCACAGUGGUACCAUGUUAGAGGUUCCAAGUCGGUUCCUUGGAAAGAGCAUUUCUCCAGGCUCCGCCUUGGCCCCUAGAGCUGCAGUUCCGACAAGCUUUGGCUGCAGGAGGUCUUGCCUGUGAAUUGGCCAUCCUACUAGGACCUCAAGGGACCAAGGGAAUCAGGGAACAAGGCCCUUCCUGCUAGUCCAUGAUCCUGGGAUUGGCUCUCUUCUCCCACUUCCACUUAUUCUUGACUCAGAACUUUUGGAACCCAAUGGAAUCACCAUUUCAAGGUGAAGAUGAACUGAAGGGGAAGAAAAGUAAAAAUUGGCCUCCUCCAGCCCCUCUCAUGGCACCAAUGGAAGUGUCAUCCUGUUCUCUGGUCAAUUUGUGUGUUUACUUUGCUUGCUUUGACUCAUGCCUUACUCCGUAGCCACCCUCUCCCAAAGAGGGGCUGUUUCCCCCACUUUCAACUUGACUUAUGGGGGAGGGAAAGGGGGGAUGCUGUCCCUUGCUUGAUAGGAAAGGCACAUUUGUGGCUGAACAGGCUUCUGGCUUGGUCCAGUUCCUUGCAUACCCACAGAAGUUCCUGUUGUGAAAAGGCAGCCUCUGCUAUCACUUGAUAGUGAAGAACAAGGAGCAGCCCAAGGGCAGUUCUUGGGACAAAAUUGCUGUUGUUAUAGCCAGUGUAUUUUGGCAUGUGUUGCAUAGCAUUUGAGAGUAGAUCCUAUACUUUUAGCAGAUUUCCCUGGGAAUUAGAAAUCCUAUUUAAGGGUUUUCUUCCCUGGGUCCUAUGGAUGGUGCUUCUUCAUGUCAGGUUCCCAGCCUGAUCCUGCAGAUGCCUCCAUAGGAUUUGAAAACAGGAAGCUUUCCAAGUUCUUGCUCAGUAUCUGGGGUGGCCUCCCAGGCCUCUGAGUUUUUAGAGUAUCACCUGGGGGUUCCGGUUUUCUCCAGGACCUCCAGGUAUGUGUUAGCUCUGCCUAGUUCCCUAUCCUGCUCCCCAUCACCCCACACCAGGCCCUUCCCUAUCACACCCAGCUGCCCCUUGAUCUAAGGCCUCCUCCUGAGUGUGGCUUUAAGGAGUAAGCUUGAGGAUGAUGUUUUUUAAUAAUUGUAAAUCAUUACCUCAUUUCCAGCCUCCCAGGCUCCAUUCAUCCCAGCAUCUUUUAUUCUGCCAUUUUCUUCACCUUGUGCUAUGACAAUGGGGCGUUGUGUUUCCACAGAGACUUAUAGGAGUGUUCAGUGUA